AUGUCUGCGCGCGAGAUCGUCGACGGGUUUCGCGCGCGCGCGGUGGCGCUCCCGCGAGCGCGGGAGACGUGGGUGGAUGAUGUCGUUCGAUCGAUCGCAUCGACGACGACGACGACGACGACGACGGGCGACGUGGAGGCGGCGUACGCGUGCGCGGUGCUGCGCGGUGACUUUAACGCGUGCGCGCUGGGCGGGGGGCUGGGGGCGGCGAUGACGCGUGGUGAGCGCGCGGAGGGGCGAUUCGUGGUGCAGGCGGACGCGGCGGCGGACGACGGCGCGCGGGACGGAUCGACGCGGACGCGAUGCGCGACGCUGAGCCUGACGGAUGGUCGAGACCGGUUCACGGCGAGGGAGUACGAAAGGAUCGAUGGACUGGGCGAGAACGAGGGAUGGGCGGCGGGGAUGAAGAUCGCGCUGACGGAUCCGUACGUCGGCGAGGACGGGUCGAUUUGGUUGGAACGGGCGCGGUGCGCGAUCUUGGGCGGACGCGUCGACAGGCUCGAGCGCGCGAGAGCGCGGGCGAUGGCGGUGUUGGGGGGGGCGAAUCGGCCCGGGGAUUCCGAGGGGGCGCGGCGAAAGCGGGCGCUGAAGGCGGCUUGGGAAGACGAUGUGUCGAGGUUCGAGCGCGCGGAGGACGGGCGGGACGGAUGCGAACCGAGCGCGCCGAGCGCGCGCGCCGUCGUCCGGAGCGCGGCGAUCGUGCCGGAUUCUUUAGAGGUGCACUCGCCCGCGAUCGUGCCGGCGACACAGAUGGAUGCGAUGGACGUCGACGACGGCGAAGCGUUGCGAGCGAGCGACGAAGCGAACGCGUCGGGCGUCUCCCGACGGAGCGCGCCGCCUUCGUCGCUCGAGCGGGACUCCGCGCCCGCGUCGUCGGGUCGCGGAGUACCGCCGGAUGAGCGCGUUCUCGACGUGGCGAGACAUUUUAAUCGCACGGCGAUGAAGGGUCUCUGGACGUACAUCGCCGCGAUGCAAGCGGCGCGAAGCGUGGGCGAAUGCGAAGAGGCAACCGUCCACGCCUGGAUCGCGCGCACGGGCAAAAUCGAGGUGCAAGAAGAGGCGCGUCCUCCGCUCUGGCGACUCAAGAUGCAAAUCUCGGAUCCCACGGGCGUCGUAACGGUCCUCCUACGCAACGCUCAGCUCGAAUCCGCCACGGGCACGACCGUGUCGGAAUACUUAGCCGCGAACGAAGCGCGUAAACGAGACAUUGAGACCGCCGCGCGGACGCGUCUUGAGACGUUUUGCGGACGCGUCAAAAUUGGUGGAUUAAAGGGCAAGCACCUCUUCGUGCUCAAACUUGACACGCAACCGACGACGUUCAAGUCAUCCGUCGCGGAUGCCCUCCGCGCUCGCGCUGCAUCCACACCUAGCCACGUAGCGUGCGUUUCAUAG
Molecule: messenger RNA, 1392 nt
Organism: Ostreococcus tauri
Lineage: Eukaryota; Viridiplantae; Chlorophyta; Mamiellophyceae; Mamiellales; Bathycoccaceae
Product: unnamed product
Exons: 1
Coding region: 1-1392 (463 amino acids)
Biological process (GO): resolution of meiotic recombination intermediates; double-strand break repair via homologous recombination
Cellular component (GO): RecQ family helicase-topoisomerase III complex; nuclear body
Source: RefSeq, a predicted model, not a curated record